Knipowitschia caucasica is the source of this 642-nucleotide messenger RNA. NCBI's taxonomy places the organism in Eukaryota, Metazoa, Chordata, Actinopteri, Gobiiformes, Gobiidae. The record is from the annotation of a GenBank genome assembly.
AUGCCUGCGACGAACACGAGAACCCAUCCCCCCAGCGACCCAGCGAGCACACCGGAGAGUGACCACACAGAGGGAGACCCCGGAGAAGACGAGACCCGCCAGCCAGAGCGUACCACACAGAGAGUCAAAGCUAAGAUGCAAGACUGGUCUUCCAGGGUCAGCCCUGAGCCGACAGGACCAGUGACCCGCCCCCCACCGCGCCCUUCCACCUACGUGUGUGUCCUGGAGCGUCCUGAUGGCUCCUUGAUCCAUGCCAGAACCACACUGCUUGCAGGUGUUACCUCCUCCAUCCUGGGCAGCGUAUCUUCAGCCCUCCCCCUGCCCGCUGCCUUGGCUGAGCGGGAGAGGGCCUGCCUGGAGGCUGCUGCAGGGGAAGAGGGGGAGGGUGGGUGGGAUGAGGCCGCAGGAAUGGGCGUGGGUCCUGCAAACAUUUUCGCUGGCAGGGGGACAGGCUUCUCCCAGCACGCUUCUCAGGCUCUUUUCAAACGUCAUACACCUUGUAGUCAAUGUUGGUUGCGGGGCAGCAGGGGAGAGUGCUCACUGAAGGCCAGCGGCGCCUUGGCCUGGUGCAAAGGCAGCAUGUCCCUGUCCUUCCUCUUGUCCCUCCUGAGCACAGCCUACAACGACAAACAAAUUCCAUGA